CUUCUGUUGGCAAAUGAGGCUGAUACCUGUGAUUUUCUUCUACAAGCUGAAACCAGACUCUUCCAAUUCAGACUACAGAGCAUGAAUGAUACAGAAUUAUCUAGAUAUCUGUCUCAUGUCGAAUCAAAGCUGAAGAAACUCCAUGAUUCCAUACAUCCAUCAUCUCCAGACUUGUCUCUAGUGGACCAAAUUCAGAGCAUUCUAUCACAGAUAAAAAGUUCCCCCAGAAGCUGGAGAAAGGUGGUGUCCUACAGUCAUGACAUAUGUAAAAAUUUAUCCUUCCGUGUCCCCUUUUCUGUUGUACCACAGUUAGUGGCUAAGAGAGAAGUUACCAUUCAAUAUGGACAGGCUGAUGUGCCAUACUGUUACCUACAUGAUGUGCUGGAACACUGCUUUAAGCUCAUUCUUCGUCAUGGCUUACAGAAGUGUAAAUCCAUGCAGGGAAGCUUGGAUAAGCGAUGUAGAAUACUCAGACAUAGAUUGCAGAUAAUAUUAUGGAAUAACUACAAGCCAUAUUCUGAUGUGUCUUGGGCAACCUCCUCUUCUUUGGAACAACAGGAAGUGAUGUCAGAGAGCAAGUUCUUCCCACCAUGUAUGUCAGUGCUAUUUCAGAAUCUUCAUGAAAACAACAGACUUCAGCACCAUUCCAGGAUCCAGCUGACAUUGUUCUUAAAAGAGAUUGGUCUGCCUGUCCAUGAGGCUUUACAGUUAUGGAGGCAUUAUUACAGCAAGGCCAGUGAUCCCCGGGGUGGUUGUCAUCACAAGUGGGAGGGGAACGAGUGGAGGUACCAGUACAGUAUUCGGCAUCUGUACGGACUGGAGGGGUCCCGUGUCAAUUACAGGGCGCACUGCUGUAUCUCCCUCCAGGAAUUUGUGCCGCCAUGUGGAAGUAGUGGAGGUUGUCCUUUCAAACAUUUUGAUAAUGCUAAACUGAUUCAUUUUCUGUCAGAGGAGAAAAUUGAAGACAUGGAGGACAUCAUGGACCUGAGGGGCCAAGGGCAGUUUUCCAAUGCCUGUUCCCUGUACCUGGGGAAAAAGACAGAAAACAUAUUACAAAGUCAAAUGCUUGCUGAGUUAAGACCAGUCUGUGAACCCUCAGCUAAAAGAGCAAGGUUAGAAACUGUUACUUCAGACAUUAAGAUACCAGACAAGAGUUCAUGUGUUAGUCCAGGAGAAAGUAAAGAGGAGCAGAUAACAACAGAAAAGUCCUCAAGUUCUAGCUGUUCAGGAUGUGAAUUAACCUCUACUCUAUCUACAAAAUGUACAGAAAAUAAAAGAACUGAACAGAGCUCUGCAGAUUCCAUGUUAAAACCAUUUGAGACAAAUUCUGAAAUAUCUUUUCAUGGUGAAGCAGAGGAUAGUAGGACGAUCAUAAAUGAAUGUGAGACAGAAACCAAGCAUUUACCCCAUGUUUCUUUUCAAAAUCAAAGAAAGAUGUCUAUCUCAAGGAAGUUUGAAAGCACCCUGGAUGUAAACUCAGAGAAUAAAAACAAUAGUGAACAGAAUACAACUGACAACAAGGAAACAGUCUUGUGUUAUUGUCAUGAUCUUUGUUUAUCUCAGAUUACAAAUGAGGAACAAUUGUCAAAAGACCAAAGAAAAGUAAAAGAAACUAAACCAAUUAUCAAACCAUCUGAGUUUUAUGUGAACUUCAAAAAUUUCUGCUCAAAUUCAAGGACAGCAUUGUGAAAAUUAAAAAAAAACUUGAA
Saccostrea cuccullata (small rock oyster) is the source of this 1709-nucleotide messenger RNA. Its product is annotated as DNA primase large subunit-like. The coding region runs from base 82 to 1689 and encodes 535 amino acids. Gene Ontology annotation, biological process: DNA replication, synthesis of primer; DNA replication initiation. The record is from RefSeq and is a predicted model, not a curated record. The transcript has 6 exons. Gene Ontology annotation, cellular component: alpha DNA polymerase:primase complex. NCBI's taxonomy places the organism in Eukaryota, Metazoa, Mollusca, Bivalvia, Ostreida, Ostreidae.